Penicillium oxalicum is the source of this 1521-nucleotide messenger RNA. RefSeq lists its product as uncharacterized. Bases 1 to 1521 code for a protein of 506 amino acids. The record is from RefSeq and is a predicted model, not a curated record. The transcript has a single exon. Lineage: Eukaryota; Fungi; Ascomycota; Eurotiomycetes; Eurotiales; Aspergillaceae.
AUGACCUUGCCGGAUGACAACCAGAUUCAUGGAGUUGAUGAUGCUGAAGUGGGUAUUACGGAUCUCAGUAACGGACCCGGAUAUCCAUGGUCCUCGCAAGCUGCUGAUCCUCAAGACCAGCAUGUCAGAAAUUUCACUCCUGUUAGCCAUUCAGCAGAUUUGGUCACUGGUCCAAGUCAAUCCUCCGAAACUGUAGGCUAUGUGCCUUCACCCCAAGAGCAGACUAGGAACGUUUACGCACCUGCUGCUUCAUUCUCAGGUUACUUGGGAAUUCUACCGCCGGGCAUCAUUCAGAUUCAGCCACGUCUGCCCUCACUCACGGACCUCGGAUUCAGCAGAGCAUCUUCCGAGAAUGCAAAUGCGCCAUAUUCCGGUCCUUCUCAUCGAGCGAUGAACGACCAUUCAGCCACACCUCACUUCUCUCUCACUGGGCCUUCAUCUCUCCUGCCAACAAAUUACAGAAAUGAACACAGAGUCAGCACAAGUGAGGACAUGAGUAUUCAGCUACCGCCCCCAGGAAGCAAUACGCCCUUUUGGACCCCUCAUGAACUCGCCACAAGCAGACACAAUGCUGCCUCCCACCAGAGAUCCACCCAUACUUCAGUCAAACAGGAGGACAAGACGCUACUAUCUCCAAAACCAGCACUCGCAAAAGAACAGACAGUAUUCACCCCCAUAUGCGAGUUCUCACAACCUUGCAGAAUGGGUCCCAGUCCUGACGGGGUACACUUUCGCAAAGUGGUCUCGCACCUCUUCGGGCGUAACAAAGCAUCAACAAAGCUGUUCCCCGAGAGUGUUUGGGUUUUUUACUGUAGAAAACAUUACCAGCGCGCGCGGUACAGAGCUGAGCAGUGGCCUUUUAACCAGUGCGAGCUGCUUCUACAGUCUCUUGACAGAAUGGAGCGAUGGGGUUAUGUGCGCAGCUUCGAACUUCGGCUUCGUCGGCGGGAAGCAAUGCGAGCCGACGGCCAGGCUGACAGACCCGGGCCAAGCGGAUUGCUUGGAAGCGGCCGUCGUCAUCCGACUGCAUUUACUGCCCCUGUCCCUAAUUGGCUACAGCAGGAGGUUGGCAGUGGAAAGACCUUCGAUGAUAUUCGCAACAUUGUGGAGCGGAUCCGGCAGGACCUGGCGAAUGCGCGACAACAAAAGAUCAACAACAAGCAGUCAAAGGAGGAGACAGGUGACAGUGUUGCUCUCUCAGAUGAAAACAGACAUGUCUCUUUGUCUACGGCCUAUCGUGAGCGCCAAAGCUUUGCUCGCUUCCCAGACAUAGAGAUUCUCCCGACCUUUCACCCGAGCGUGCAAGCCCAGCGACGGCCCCUAAACAGACGCGGCAACAAAACUGGGGGCGAGGAACAUUCCGACAGUGAUCCCAGUGAGGAUCGUGGGUUCGAGCCAAGGUCUCGCCGUCGACAGGCCCCCCGUCCGAGAGGAUUGAAUCGAGUGUCUGCAAGAGGCGCCGUGCGCAAACCAAAGCCCGAAGGCCCCGCAGACAAACAAAAAUUCGGCAAAAGAAAGUAA